AUGAGGGAAAUCGUGCAUAUCCAGGCUGGUCAGUGCGGCAACCAGAUCGGCGCUAAGUUCUGGGAGAUCAUCUCCGACGAGCACGGCAUCGACCCCACCGGCGCCUACCAUGGCGACUCGGACUUGCAGCUGGAGCGCAUCAACGUGUACUACAAUGAGGCCUCCGGCGGCAAGUACGUGCCCAGGGCGAUCCUCGUCGACCUGGAGCCCGGCACCAUGGACUCUGUCCGCUCAGGACCCUUCGGGCAGAUCUUCCGCCCGGACAACUUCGUCUUCGGCCAGUCGGGCGCCGGCAACAACUGGGCCAAAGGCCACUACACCGAGGGAGCUGAACUCGUAGACUCCGUCUUGGACGUAGUACGCAAGGAAGCAGAGUCCUGCGACUGUCUCCAAGGUUUCCAGCUCACACACUCCCUCGGCGGCGGCACCGGCUCCGGCAUGGGGACCCUUCUUAUUUCUAAGAUCAGAGAAGAAUACCCCGACAGGAUCAUGAACACAUACUCGGUUGUACCCUCGCCAAAGGUGUCAGACACAGUAGUGGAACCCUACAACGCCACACUCUCGGUCCACCAACUGGUGGAGAACACAGACGAGACCUACUGUAUCGACAACGAGGCUCUCUACGACAUCUGCUUCCGCACGCUCAAGCUCUCCACACCCACGUACGGCGACCUCAACCACCUCGUGUCGCUCACCAUGUCAGGCGUCACCACCUGCCUCAGGUUCCCAGGUCAGCUGAAUGCGGACCUCCGCAAGCUGGCCGUGAACAUGGUCCCAUUCCCGCGUCUCCACUUCUUCAUGCCCGGAUUCGCGCCGUUGACGUCGCGCGGCAGCCAGCAGUACCGCGCCCUCACCGUGCCAGAACUCACCCAGCAGAUGUUCGACGCCAAGAACAUGAUGGCCGCUUGCGACCCGCGCCACGGACGCUACCUCACCGUGGCGGCCAUCUUCCGUGGACGCAUGUCCAUGAAGGAGGUCGACGAGCAGAUGCUCAACAUCCAGAACAAGAACUCGUCGUACUUCGUCGAAUGGAUCCCCAACAACGUGAAGACCGCCGUGUGCGACAUCCCGCCCAGAGGGCUCAAGAUGGCCGCCACCUUCAUCGGCAACUCCACCGCCAUCCAGGAGCUGUUCAAGCGCAUCUCGGAGCAGUUCACCGCCAUGUUCAGGCGCAAGGCCUUCUUGCAUUGGUACACCGGCGAGGGCAUGGACGAGAUGGAGUUCACCGAGGCGGAGAGCAACAUGAACGACCUGGUCUCAGAGUACCAGCAGUACCAGGAGGCCACCGCCGACGAGGACGCGGAGUUCGACGAGGAGCAGGAGCAGGAGAUCGAAGACAAC
This is a messenger RNA of Iphiclides podalirius (scarce swallowtail), 1341 nucleotides long. Lineage: Eukaryota; Metazoa; Arthropoda; Insecta; Lepidoptera; Papilionidae. The record is from the annotation of a GenBank genome assembly.